AUGGCCGAAUCAGAAGCAGACAAGAUCCGCAACAAGCGUCUCGCUAAACUCGGCGGAGGCUCAGGCCCAUCUUCACCAGCGCCACCAUCUCCGAAUACCGAGACUCCGCCAGCCUCAUUGUCCACGCCGCAGAAGGAACCCACAGAGCAAGCGAGCAACCCUUUCUCGCAGCCGGGCGUCAAGAACGAGACCAAGACGCCCGUCAAGAUCAACAUCACAUCUUCGGCUGCUCAGAAGCGCCCCAACGACGACUCGCCCCAGCCAAGAUCACGCCCACAAGCCUCAGAUUCGCUCGAGACAUGGGAAGAUCGCCAGCUCAGUCAGAUGUUCCGCCUGUCACUGAAACCCGAUGUCGUCCGAGAUGCUUCCUCACAGCCUUUGUACUAUCUCGAGAGCGUGCGAGGAGACCUGCUGGAACAAAACGAGCCGCUCCAGCUUAAGACGAGCCUGCUGGAUCAGGCCCUCCCUGAAGCUGCCGGCCUCUUGACGAACACUACCCCAUUAGAGUACCUGCUAGCAUGCUGGAAGCGCAUCUCCAAAGCUUGUCGAGGCAUGAGGAGUACGGAUGCCGAAAGUCCGAGAUUCAAGGUCCUGAUGGAGGCCAGACGACUUUGCAUGAGUUACUGCAUAUUCGCCAUCACUAUGCCCGAGAUGUUCGGUGUCGAAACGCCGCCAGAGAAUGCAUUAGCCAAGCAUCUACUUGCAGAACCCCAGAGCGAAUCCGGUAUUGAUUACGAUUUCCUCGUCGAGGCUGUCUCGCGUUUCGAAGACGAUGAGUCGAUCAAGGACGCUCUGGUCGGUGCUGUCGAACAGCUCAGCAGGCAGCUGGCUGCACUAUCCAUGAACGAUAUCGAGUACAAAUACUACCUUACUGCUCUCAGAAAUCUACUCCAGCACCCGAAGAUCGUCGAGGCAGUAACUCAGUCACCUGCAUUUCUACCCGAAGGCGUCGCGGCACAGGAUAUCGAGAUCGUCACCAUUCUUGGUCCUUUCUUCCGUCUUUCACCUCUUCAGAAUGGUGUUGCGCAGAGCUUCUUCACUACACCCCGGUCAAAAGACAGGGCCUACAUCGCCAAUGCUCAACGUUCGCUGCGCAUGACACUCAACACUCACCAGGAAGAGCUUUUCGCCAUCGCUGACAAGAUUGUUAAAUCUGGAAAGGAGCCACGUGAGAGGUUGCUAGACUGGUUCGCCCAUUGUAUGAACACCAAUCACAAACGUCGCGCCACGAGAGUCGACGAAAAGACCACAUCUUCAGAUGGCUUCAUGAUCAACAUCACGAACUGUCUCGAUCGACUUUGUGACCCUUUCAUGGACGCUACUUUCAGCAAGAUCGAGAAGAUCGAUGUCGACUACCUCAGAAGAAACCCCAGAGUCGAUAUAUCGGAUGAGACGAAGAUGAAUGCAGACCAGAAAACCUCCGAUGCCUUUUACGAGCAAAAGGUUGGGGGCACCAGCAACUUCAUAUCCGAGAUCUUCUUCCUCACCGUAGCCGCUCAUCACUACGGCACCGAGGCUGCCAGCACUAGGAUGGAAAGCAUGCAGAAGCAAGUCAAGCACAUGGAAAAAGAGCUUGAGAGAUUUGAGGCUGAGAAACACAAAUAUGCGCAUGACCCUCGGUACGCUACACGCUUCGAACAGCACCUGCAGAAAUACAGAGACGAGGUCGACAGGAUGCACAGCGUCAUUCAUGCAACGACUGGUGUAUUACUCGAUGAAGUUUCUCAAGCAAGAUCCAUGCAAUUCAUGAGAUAUGUCAUCGUCUGGCUUCUCCGUCUCGCGUCAGGACAGAACCUCCCGAAGGAGACCCUGCGCCUUCCUCUACCCGAAGAGCAGCCUGCAGUAUUCAAAUGCCUCCCCGAGUACUUCCUCGAAGAUGUCGUCGACAACUUCAAGUUCAUCACCCGCAACAUCCCUCACAUUGUCACUUCUACCCAGUGUGAGGAGCUUGCCACUGUCUGCAUCACGUUCUUGCGCAAUACAAACUACAUCAAGAAUCCCUACAUGAAGGCUGGACUGGUUACCAUCCUGUUCCAUGGUGUCUGGCCUUUUGGUAAUUUCACUAAAGGUGUUCUUGGUGACCUUCUCAAUGGUUCGGAGUUUUGUCACCAGCAUCUCUUACAUGCGCUCAUGCAGUUCUACAUCGAGUGUGAAGCGACUGGAACACACACCGCGUUCUACGAUAAGUUCAACAUCCGAUACGAGAUCUUCCAAGUGUUCAAGAGCAUCUGGGGAAAUCCUCUUUACCGAGAGAAUCUUGGAAAAGAGGCGGACGUCAAUACCGAGUUCUUCGUUCGCUUUGUCAACCUUUUGCUGAACGAUGUAACAUACGUCUUGGACGAGGUGUUUGGCUCGUUUGCCAAGAUCCACGAUCUACAAGUGGAGCUCAAGGCCCCUGGUUCAGAGAACAUGGAGCAGACGGUACGGCAAGAAAAGGAAGAAGCAUUGGCUGAACAGCAGGGCCGUGCUAAAUCAUACAUGGGUUUGACCAAGGAGACUGUCGCCAUGCUCAAGUUGUUCACAGAUGCUCUGGCUGGCGCCUUCACCAUGCCAGAGAUCGUGCAACGUCUCGCAGACAUGUUGGACUACAACCUGGACACGAUGGUCGGACCACGACGUCGUAACCUCAAGGUGGAUCAGCCCGAACAGUAUGGCUUUAAGCCUCGUGAGCUACUCUCGGACCUUGUUGAUGUUUACUUAAACCUAGAACACCGCGAGAGUUUCCGUCAGGCGAUUGCUCGUGACGGUCGUUCGUACAAGCCCGGUAACUUCACAGAGGCAAUGCAACUUCUGGAAGCCUUUGGCAUGAAAUCUCCUGAACAAGUCAAGCAGUUUACUGCUUUGAUCGAUGCCGUGGCACUGGUUCACGCUCAGGAGGUCAUGGCCGAAGAAGAUCUUGGCGAGAUUCCGGAUGAGCUGCUCGAUCCCAUCAUGGGCUCGCUCAUGGAAGAUCCUGUCCUGUUGCCCAGCAGUAAACAGAUCGUCGAUCGCAGCACAAUUCGCUCACAUUUGCUCUCGGACUCUACUGACCCGUUCAAUCGUGUGCCCUUGGCGUUUGAAGAUGUGGUGCCCGCUGAAGACAAGAAGAAGGAAAUCUUGGCAUUCAUUGAAAUGAAGAGAAAGGAGAAGGCUGCCAACAGUGCUGGGGACCCGAUGGAUACAAGCACAUGA
This is a messenger RNA of Aureobasidium namibiae CBS 147.97, 3171 nucleotides long. RefSeq lists its product as uncharacterized. Gene Ontology annotation, cellular component: cytoplasm; ubiquitin ligase complex; nucleus. Bases 1 to 3171 code for a protein of 1056 amino acids. The record is from RefSeq and is a predicted model, not a curated record. Gene Ontology annotation, molecular function: ubiquitin-ubiquitin ligase activity. Gene Ontology annotation, biological process: protein polyubiquitination. The transcript has 2 exons. Lineage: Eukaryota; Fungi; Ascomycota; Dothideomycetes; Dothideales; Saccotheciaceae.